AGGCAGAGGCUACAUCUCACAACAGUGUUUAGAUGGUUUUUGUUGGAAAUUACUGAUAAUUCGCAACUUAGCAAGAUAAUUUGUCGGAUGAUGAGUGUCUUAUUGAGGCAGAAAAUGCAAUAAAAGAAACUUUAAUGGAAAAAAAGGAAGCUGGAGCAACAAAUAAAAUAUGGAGGGAGAUCCAAGGCAGGUUGAGUACAGACCGCAAUUCAUGACAAACAAGCUGAGAAACAAAGUACUACAGGUGUGCUGAUUAAAAAACCAGGUGUGGCUAAUGAGGAAUUGAGAAGGAAGCACAAAGAAACCAGAAAAUACUAAAUGCAACAACUAUAAUAAAACAAACACAAAAAAACGACAAAAAGACAGCCUCUAUCUCCUUGUCAUGUCUUCUCAUCUCAGCAGUUGGGAGGAGACACGGGUCAGCUCCUCACCUCUCAGAAAGCUCAAAUAUUGAUUCACCUCCAGGAGAACAGGUCAGUCCUCAAGAAGAAAACCAAACUAAAUAAGUCCUCAUUUCUGUGGAAAGUACACAAAUUCCUGAAAAGUGAUUAUUUCUAGUAUAGCACCACGUGAACCGAAAGUGAGACCUUUACAAGUUCCGGGUAUCUUCUAUUUUAUGAGGACUUUCUUCAAAGGUAAAAUCAUUUCAACUGGAUCAGAAGAUGGGGAGCAGAAGCGAUAAGGAACCCACAGAGAACGGAUCACACGUGGGAGCCAAGGGUCAAGAGGUCUCGGUCCAGGCAGAGUGCGUCCCAAACGGAGACUCCGCGCUCCCGACGCGGUUGUUUAGGAGGCGCUGGGCGAUCGUGUUCCUGUUCAGCUGCUACUCCCUCAGCAACGCGUACCAAUGGAUCCAGUACGGAAUCAUCAACAACGUCAUCACCAAGUUCUACAAGGUGGACGGCUUCGCGGUGGACUGGCUGUCCAUGGUCUACAUGCUCGCCUACAUUCCGUUCAUAUUCCCAGCCACAUGGUUCCUGGAUUGGAAAGGACUGCGCUUCUCUGCGCUGAUGGCGAACGCGCUCAACUGCGCAGGGACGUGGAUAAAGGUGGCCAGUGCCCGACCAGACCUGUUCUGGGUCACCAUGCUGGGACAGUGCACCAGUGCUCUGGCCCAGCUCUUCAUCCUGGGGAUGCCUUCUAGUCUGGCGUCUGUAUGGUUCGGAGCAGAAGAGGUUUCCACUGCCUGCUCCAUCGGGGUUUUUGGUAAUCAGUUGGGUAUAGCCAUUGGGUUCCUGGUGCCCCCCAUGCUCGUGCCCAAUGUGAACGACAUGGAGGAAUUAGCGUUUCACCUUAGAACCAUGUUCUACAUGAGCGCGGGCGUGGCCACCUUUCUCUUCAUACUUGUGAUCAUUGUGUUUCAGGAGAAGCCAGAGAUCCCUCCGACCCAGUCCCAGGCUCAGGCCCGGCUCUCCAGACCUGAGGAGUAUUCCUACGCGGCGUCCAUCAUGAGGCUACUGGGGAACAAACACUUCAUGCUGCUUGUGGUCAGCUAUGGAUUAAAUGUCGGCUGCUUCUACGCCAUCUCCACACUCCUAAACCAGAUGAUCAUGCAACAUUAUCCUGAUGAAGAGGUGAAUGCUGGGAGAAUUGGACUGACCAUCGUGAUCGCUGGGAUGGCGGGAUCCCUCAUAUGUGGAAUUUGGCUCGACAAGACCAAAACAUACAAGCAGACCACUCUGAUUGUUUACAUCCUUUCUUUGGUCGGGAUGCUGGUUUACGCCUUCACCCUGAACCUGGGUCACCUGUGGGUGGUCUUUCUCACAGCUGGAGUUUUAGGUUUCUUCAUGACUGGAUAUCUUCCUCUUGGGUUUGAGUUUGCAGUGGAGCUCACCUUCCCAGAAUCUGAGGGAACCUCAUCUGGACUACUUAACUGUUCUGCUCAGAUCUUUGGAAUUAUUUUCACUAUUGGUCAAGCCAAGAUAAUUGAGAAGUGGGGAACUUUUGCUGGAAACAUCUUUUUGUGCAUCUUUCUGCUCAUAGGAACAAUCAUGACAGGAUUCAUUAAGUCUGACCUCCGGCGGCAGAAGGCCAACCAGCAGAAUGAAGCUCAGCCUGUGAACGUGAGUUAAUCAACAAAACCAGCGAAUACAGAAGGAGGCCUUUCUUCACCUGAAAUCCUAAAGGAGAGAAAGUUGUGAGGAGGGCUGGAGUCUCCUGGACAAGUCUCACUGAUGCAUAAAAGCACAAAGAAAAAGCCACUGUGAACACUGACUGCACUGUGAUUUAGUUAUUAUAUAAAUUACUAUCUGUGAUGAUUAAUGAACUCAAAUGCAACAUUACUGCGCUUUAUUUCAUGUACUGUAUGGACAAAAGCUGCUGAAAACCACUGCAGGUGACUUUAAUGUUGCACAAGUGGGAAAUGCACUUUGAAGAAUUUUUAGAUGAGUUUUUCUCCAGCUAAGUGCAAUGCAACACAGAUUUUAACUUUAUUCAGUGUAACUAGAUCAUUUUGGUUAUUAUCCAAUACCUUAGUGUUAUGUGUUUAUAUAUCCUAAUGCAUAAUUGACCUUACAUUGAUAUAAUCUAUUUUUAGAACAAUAACUAGACUAUGCGUUUCCUGUAAAGGUCAGGUCAUUUAUAACCUGCAGCCAUUCAGAAACACCUGGAAGUAUUACUGAUCCUAGAACAGAUUGAUGCUGUGCAUCUGAGUAGACCAUCGGUCUGUUUUGUCCUCGUUUUACCGAAGUGACCUGUGGAUCAACAAUGAUGAAGAAUGUUAGCAAAGCACACAUUAGAUUGAUGAUGCAAAACAACUGUGACAUUUUGCACAAAAGAUAAGUUUCAUUGUAUUCUCUUACUUAGAAAUUUUGUUACGGAUUAAGUCGAUUUACAUGUGAUUAGAUUUGUUCUCUUAUCGUGAGAGGAGCUGGUGUGUAUCUUUCCGUGGCAUCUUUGGACAUCAUUUGUGUUUGUGCCAUUUCAGAUGUUGAGAAAUGAUUCAGGUGACAAAUAUUUCAGACUGCAUGGAUCAGCUUUUCUGUUUCAGUUCAGUCAGUCUCCCAGCCGUAGCUAUACUGUCUAUCCCAGAAGGACAUGGGAAACAUUUGAGACAUGCACAAAAAAUGUCUAAUUAUUAAAGAAUCGGCAAAGUUUUGAAAUUAA
Molecule: messenger RNA, 3105 nt
Organism: Nothobranchius furzeri (turquoise killifish)
Lineage: Eukaryota; Metazoa; Chordata; Actinopteri; Cyprinodontiformes; Nothobranchiidae
Gene: flvcr2a
Product: FLVCR choline and putative heme transporter 2a
Biological process (GO): transmembrane transport; heme export
Cellular component (GO): membrane
Molecular function (GO): heme binding; heme transmembrane transporter activity
Source: RefSeq, a predicted model, not a curated record